AGCUCGCACAGGUUACGCGCGCAGAUCCAAAGCUCUCCCUGUGUCCUCCCUCAUGUAGACCACACACACACCCACGACACACACACGCACACACACAUGUGGCUGCACCCGCUGCACUGUGUUGUCAUAUAUAAAAAACUGACCAGACGGCGCAAAAAGUGGCCGGUCGCCUUAAACCCUCAGGACAUACACACAGCCUACACGCAUCUGUAGGGCCUAACUAAUAAAGUAAAGCGUAAAUAAAGUACAAAGAGGCAGACAGGCAGGCAGGCAGGCAGCACGUUCGACACACACGGCACAGCACGGCACCGUGUAUGGGUGCCUCUCCUCUCUACAUAUGAUACACUCUGCUCCCUUGAUCGAUCGCAUAACGCUCCGACUAACAAAUGACACAAUCACUGCUCCAUUGAAUGCACACACACCCACACACACACCCACACGCAUACCCCCGUCUGUCUGCCCGCCCCCUCAAGCCACAAGUCGCUUUCUCAGCUGCUUCAUCUUGGCAUCGACUUCCUGCACCCGGGCCACUUUCUGUGUCAUUGUCGUGUUGCUAUCGCUAAGGAUUGCCUCCCUCGUGUGCUGCCAGGCACUCUUGUCCAGCUCAGCCAUCAGCCGCACCGCAUCACUGAGCCGCUCGAUCGCAUCACUCGUUCUGGUUGUCCGCUCGCAGCGCAUCGAUGGCCGCUUGCACAGUCUCAUUACUCGGCAGCGUAGCAAUGCUGGCAGCCAGGUUGUUGUUGUCGCCUCUGAUGGCGUCGAUGUCCGUCUUCAGCGCAUAUCCGCGGCUGUCGGCUCUGAGUGCGGCGAUGUCGGCUUUGAUGGCCUCAAUAUCCGUCGGCAGGGCGGUAAUACCCGGCCAGAUGAAGCACAGAAUGAGGACGCCGACGGCGAUCAGUGCGAUGGAGCCCAAGAUGGAGGCAGAGCAGGUUUCGCCGACGACGUAACUGACGCGAUUCUCCAGCCUUUUUAGCCUAGUUUUCAGCCGCUCCCCGGCAUCGGCGGCAUCGGCAGACGGCGCAGGCAUAUAGGGCACAGGUGUUCCCUCCGUUGCGGGAGGGGCACUCGCCUCGACGUCGGGAUACGCCACCAUCACAGGACACACAGCCUGACAAGCAUACCCACAUCCACAAGCCUACGCAUGAAAGACAAAACGGAUGCGUGGGGAGAUCUCUGCCCUCACCUCUUCGUCGAGUGCUUUGAAAACGAACAGAAUGCAGCUUGCGACAAAACGGGCAGAGAUCGUAGCUAAGCUCGCGCGGGGAUGGCUGGGGUCUGUCGGUGGUCACAAGCUCUGCAGAAGCAACAUGCAGCGGAUGGCACACAGGUACGUCAGCAGACGGACACACGAGGCAGGCAGGCAGGCAACAAUUCAUCAAUCAAAGGCUUCACAUGUAUGUCAUGUGGUGCUGUCCAGUGCCGCUCCAGGGGGAUGCCAGACGGAUACGCCUUCAU
Vitrella brassicaformis is the source of this 1455-nucleotide messenger RNA. The record is from the annotation of a GenBank genome assembly. NCBI's taxonomy places the organism in Eukaryota, Vitrellaceae.